Messenger RNA from Sturnus vulgaris (Common starling), 1495 nucleotides. It is a transcript of the gene CLP1, whose product is annotated as cleavage factor polyribonucleotide kinase subunit 1. Gene Ontology annotation, biological process: mRNA 3'-end processing; tRNA splicing, via endonucleolytic cleavage and ligation. NCBI's taxonomy places the organism in Eukaryota, Metazoa, Chordata, Aves, Passeriformes, Sturnidae. Gene Ontology annotation, cellular component: nucleus; mRNA cleavage factor complex. The record is from RefSeq and is a predicted model, not a curated record. Gene Ontology annotation, molecular function: polynucleotide 5'-hydroxyl-kinase activity.
UCGCGGCUGCGGCGGGCGGGGGGCACCGGGCCGGCGACCCCCGCGUCGCCGUCAUGGCGGACGAUGGCGGCGAGGAGAAGAAGCAGGUGGCCAAGUUCGAACUGGAGCGGGAGACGGAGCUGCGGUUCGAGGUGGAGGCGGCGCAGACAGUGCAGCUGGAGCUGCUGACCGGCAUGGCCGAGGUAUUCGGCACCGAGCUCACCCGCAACAAGAAGUUCACGUUCGACGCGGGCGCCAAGGUGGCCGUGUUCACGUGGCACGGCUGUACCGUGCAGCUCAGCGGCCGCACCGAGGUGGCCUACGUGUCGCGGGACACGCCAAUGCUGCUGUACCUGAACACGCACACGGCACUGGAGCAGAUGCGGCGCCAGGCCGAGCGGGAGGACGAGCGCGGGCCCCGCGUCAUGGUGGUGGGGCCCACCGACGUGGGCAAGACCACUGUGUGCCGCCUGCUGCUCAACUACGCCGUGCGCCUGGGCCGCCGGCCCACCUUCGUGGAGCUGGACGUGGGGCAGGGCUCGGUGUCCAUCCCCGGCACCAUGGGCGCGCUGUACAUCGAGCGUCCGGCCGACGUGGAGGAGGGCUUCUCCCUGCAGGCCCCCCUCGUCUACCACUUCGGCUCCACCACGCCCGGCACCAACAUCAAGCUCUACAACAAGAUCACGUCGUGCCUGGCCGAUGUCUUCAACCAGCGGUGCGAGGUGAACCGGCGGGCAUCGGUGAGCGGCUGCGUCAUCAACACCUGUGGCUGGGUCAAGAGCUCGGGCUACCAGGCGCUGGUGCACGCCGCCUCCGCCUUCGAGGUGGACGUGGUGGUGGUGCUGGACCAGGAGCGCCUCUACAAUGAGCUCAAGCGGGACCUGCCCCACUUUGUGCGCACCGUGCUGCUGCCCAAGUCUGGCGGCGUGGUGGAGCGCUCCAAGGACUUCCGCCGGGAAUGCCGUGACGAGCGCAUCCGCGAGUAUUUCUACGGCUUCCGCGGCUGCUUCUAUCCCCACGCCUUCGACGUCAAGUUCUCUGACGUCAAGAUCUACAAGGUGGGCGCGCCCACCAUCCCAGACUCGUGCCUGCCGCUGGGAAUGUCACAGGAGGACAACCAGCUGAAGCUGGUGCCAGUGACACCGGGGAGGGACAUGGUGCACCACCUGCUGAGUGUCAGCACUGCCGACAGCCCCGACGACAACAUCUCCGAGACCAGCGUGGCCGGUUUCAUCGUGGUCACCGGAGUGGACCUGGAACGCCAGGUCUUCACCGUGCUGUCCCCGGCUCCACGCCCCCUCCCCAAGAACUUCCUACUCAUCAUGGACAUUCGCUUCAUGGACCUCAAGUAGGGGAAGGGCGGGAUGUGCCCCCUACCUCCUCCUCAUUCCUGGUCCCCCUCCUCGUUCCCCAGUGUGGUGCGACCCUGGUGCAGCAUCCACCCUUUGGUUUUAUACUUUUUGUAUGGUUUGCUAUUAAAUCUGGAAGCCUUUGCCGCUGGUGAGCGUCUACUGAG